AUGUCAGCUUCAGACAAUGGCCCAGUCGCGAGUGUGCCAUCGGAAUCCAUUCCCAAUCAACAACCUGCCUCACAAGUGCAGUCCCUCGAAGAUGCACCGCCAAGCACACCUUUAGAUAGCAUGGAUGUCUCUCCUGCACCCGAAAGUGCGCAGAAUAUUGAGCCGCCACAGUCGCAGCCCAUGACUGCUACCGCGUCCUCUUCUUCACAACACCCUCCGACCGAUCACCAUGAAACGAAUGGUACUGGCCCAACAAGUUAUGGGACGCGUUCCAGGAAUCGGACCGGAGGUCGGAUCAAUUAUGCUGAGGAUAAGGAUCUUGACGUAGAGUUGGAGGCUUUGAGUAAGCCUCAGCGCUCAAGUAAGAGAACGUCUACUGCAGCAAACGAGAACCAAGCUGCCCCUCCCACUCCUGCCGUGGUCAAUUCCCAGGUCGAUCAAUCCGUGAGUGACAGUCUCCCGGCUGCAUCCUCUACAACACAUACCCCCGCUUCGACUCCGGCGCCUGCGCCAUCGAAGAAAAGGAAACAACCGGGUAGCAACCACACGGUAGCUGCACAUUCCACUGCCGUAGGCUCGCGAUUGCGGAACACUGCAUCAAUCCCUUUCAAAGGCUAUGUGGAGACAAACAUGAUGAGUUUUGUGAAUUGUGGACGUAGACUCAACUCGAAGAAGCAGCUGAUCGCGGACGAUGGCACAGUCGUUCAGGCAAAUGACCAUGUCUACUUUGUAUGCGAACCACCAGGAGAACCAUAUUAUCUUGCGCGGAUCAUGGAGUUUCUUCAUCAGAAAAACGAUCCGGAACUCCCCAUUGACGCGAUGCGAGUCAACUGGUACUAUCGCCCAAAAGACAUACUCCGUCGUGUGCAAGAUACACGGGUUGUCUUCGCUUCCAUGCAUUCCGAUACCUGCCCUCUCACCUCAAUUCGUGGAAAGUGUAACAUUCAGCAUUUGUCGGAUAUUCCCAAUGUGGACGAAUAUCGAUGCCAGCAAGAUUCAUUCUGGUUUGACAAACUUUACGAUCGUUACAUGCACCGCUAUUAUGAGGUGAUACCCGUUCGCAAAGUUGUCAAUGUCCCACAACGAGUCAAGACGGUACUAGAUCAAAGAUGGAAGUUCGUUCUAGUCGAGGUCGGCCGUGGUCGCGAACUGACUAGCGAGAGCAAAAAAUGCACCAAAUGCGAACAAUUCGCGAGUAAUCACGACUCGGUGGAUUGUGCUGUAUGCAAGAAAACAUAUCACAUGCAGUGUGUCAGGCCACCCUUACUGAAGAAGCCUGCUCGAGGCUUCGCGUGGGCCUGUGCUGCCUGCAGCAGGGCACAGGAGAUGAAAAUGGACUACAGAAAUACUCCUGCUGGGUCCGAAGCUGCGCAUGGGGACGACGAUGACCCAAUGGACGAGGAUGAGGACGAUAGUGGUCCAAAGCAUCAAGACACCCGUGAGAGUAGCGCUGCUCCAGAGCCACAUCCAGAACCUACGCCUGCACAAAUUGCGCAAGCAAAUUUAUGGCAGUGGCGUUACUUGGGCGUUCAUUCGCGUGCCGAGGAUGCUUUGGAUUAUGAUGAUCGCAUAUAUCCCCGUGCAAGCUCACGACUUGGCCCUCGCCAUCAGGCUAACGUCGGUAUAUGGCAUGGCCGACCUGUGGAACUGGUUAAGCCUGCAGAGAUCAAGAAAAAAUAUAAGCACCCCAAUCUCAAGGGUGGCAAAUCUUCCAAGGACACCGGAACUGAUACCGACAGAGACCAGCGCCUUAAGCGGCCGAAAUGGGUUAUCGACGAGCCUCCUGGCUACAUCGCUCGUGGUUUUGAUGAUCCAGUUGAGAUAAAAGGGAAGAAGGAGCACACUGCCCAUCUCACCUUCAAGAUGCCAGAAUCUCGGUCCGAAAGGGGAGGUGAUGAUGAUGAUGGCAAGCCUCCAAUGGAUGCAGAGAAGCUUGUGGACGAAUAUAUGCAGCGAGUCAAACCAAUUGCUGAACAGUACAACCUACUCGAUUCAUCGGUCGACUUUCUGACCAAAGCUGUUGAAAAGUUACAAGAAAAUAAUUACGACGUGGAAAAAUCCUUGCAAGCUAUGAAAGGCUUGUCUGUGAGAGCAGACCUCAAACAACCGGAUUUGAACCGAGAGGAAAUUAAAAGGUUCGAAGAAGGAGUUGCCAAAUAUGGAAGUGAACUUCACGCAGUCUCUCGCCACGUGGGAAGCAGUGUCAAAGAGUCCAGAAUUGUUCGGUUUUACUACAUGUGGAAAAAGACCGAUCGUGGGAAACAGAUCUGGGGCGCGUUUGAAGGACGUCGAUCAAAGAAGGAAUCCAAACGUGCAGAUAAAGAAGGCAAUGCCCCCAAAUUGUUGGAUGAUGUGGCUCACGACUAUGACGACUCAGCCUUUGACGACGAAAAAGCAUCACAGAAAAAGCGUGGCUUCGAAUGCAAGUUUUGCGCAACUCGCCACUCUAGGCAAUGGCGACGAGCUCCACAGACCGCUCCUGGCACCCUUGUACCCAGAGAUCAAUCAGCCAAGAACAGCAAAGACAAAAGCCAAUGGCUGACUUUGGCACUUUGCGGAAGAUGUGCUUAUUUGUGGCGGAAAUACGCGGUUCAGUAUGAAGACAUCGAAGAGGUCUCCAAAAAGAUUGCUUCAUCUGGAAGCAGAGCAGCCAAACGGAAAGUGGACGAAGAGCUCCUUCGACUUAUACUUGAGGCACAUCAGAUGUCUGGUGAUCCUAUCCCACCCCGUGCGGUGGAUGAGGUAAACAAGGCAGGACUAGAAGUGCCUGCCAAUAUUAUCGAACCCAAUGAGCCGCCCAAGAAGAAAGCCAAGGCCGACCGAGAUACUAACGCUCAAUCGACCCCGGACGUCGUGCUGGACAAGAAGAAAGUCGUUCCAGAGAAACCUGUUGAACCUCCUCCUAUUGAACCUGAUCCGCCUAAAGUCAAGAUUCAUCCAUGCGCAGUCUGUCAUGUGAUUGAUGUACCAGGCCAAAAACUGCUCAAGUGCCGAGAUUGCAGAUUGCAUGUCCAUGGUGCUUGUUACGGAAUCAGCUCAAAAGCCAACACGAACCCCUGGUUUUGUGACAUGUGCAGGAACGAUCACAAUUUACAAGUUUCCACGACUUACGAGUGUGUCCUCUGCCCUGUCAAAUACACCCAGCAAGAGCUUAUGGAGCCCUUGAGAGCCACACAUAAGAAAAAAACCGACCGUGACCGCGAGAAAGAGCGCAUAGAACGCGAGAUCAUUCAAGAGGCUAGUCGCCGUUGGCGAAUGGAACAAGAGGCUGCAGGUCGACCUGUAAACCCACGGGAGGCUCUCAAAAGGACGGCUUGGAACAAUUGGGUCCAUGUCACUUGUGCGAUUUGGACCAAGGAGAUGAAAUUUGGCAAUGCAGACUUACUUGACGAAGCCGAGGGUGUUGGGUUCAUCCCCACCGAACGAUUUGAGCCACCCUGCAAGCUUUGCAAAACCAGCGGCCUUCCAACUGUCAAAUGUCACCAAGCGAACUGCAACUCUUACUUUCAUGUGGGUUGUGCGCAUCAAGCAGAGUACCUCUUUGGCUUUGAUGUGGCACCCGUGAAGAGCAGCCGGCGGGAUGCUGUUAACGUCAUGAAGUUCGAGAACGAGAGUGGUAUUGUUACUGCUGCUAUCUGGUGUCCAACACAUCAGCCAACAACUUAUGUGCACAACAUGCUCGAACCAACCGAAGCCGGCUUGACUGCUAUGCAACUUUUUGCGCAUACCUACAAACAAGUAGAUACUUCAACCACUGGAACAGUUCGGCGUGCCGCCCAGUUCACCACCAACAUAACGAAUGCAGCACUCCCGGUUCAAUCCGCUCCAAGUCGUCCUUCUCUCGUCAAUGGUACCAGUACUUCUGGCCCACAAGGUGAAAGGACAGCAGGGCACAGCCGUCGCUCUUCGCCUAUGGUGGAGUCUCCCAGGGCUCUCGAUGAUAUGUCGAAUGAACCAAGGACUGCAACAUCAAGUGGCAACAAAUCUAGUGGCCUUCGUAAAUGCUGUACAUGUUUGGUCAAUGUCAGUCCGAGAUGGUGGGCAGUUCAGACGGAUACCAGCACGACAUCACGGUCUCCGCCAACAACAAAUGGGGUACCAGCAGACGCAGCUUACGGAGCCGGCAAUGGAUCUCACGAUACCUUCAUGACGAAUGGCAUCGUCAAAGCAGAGCCAGUUGAUGGUCCUGCAGUGAGCUCCGUGGCAGAUGACAAAGGUGUUACACUGUAUCAGUGCCACAAAUGCCAUGUCUUGAAGCGAGAACCGCCGGCAUCACCUUCUCAGAUCAAACGACGUGAGACGCGCUCGAUCGAACCUGUUCAAGAGGUCUUUCCAUACCCGCCACCUUCGUUUCCACCUCCACCAGUAACUGCCCCUUAUCCCCAUGGUCGCCCAUCACUCGAUGUAUCACCACAUCCUCAUCCAAAUGGUGCCUCAAUUCCUCCUCCACAGCCUGGUCCUCUUCCCGCUGCUCCUCAUCCUCCAUCAUGGCAGCAUGCCCCUCCCCCACCACCACCGCAUUGGUCUUCAGCCUCUAUGCGCCCUGCAAAUCACCAGUCUCCACCUGUGGGUGGCAUGUAUGGACAUUCUCCAUUGUAUCGACCUCCUCCACCUCCACCCCCACCACCACAACAUGAGUACAACCAGCCUUACGGACGACCACCUCAUUCUCAACCCGCACCACCAUAUGGAGGCGCACCGCCGCCACCACCACCACAUGCUCCAGGAGGACAUGGCAAUAGUCAUUUAGUUCAGCACUCACCGCCACCAGGACCGUAUGGGCAUCCAGUUUCUCAUCAUGCCAUCCCGGCCACUGCUUCACCUUCCCAUCCGCCGCGAUACCCGUCCCCUCCACGAUUUGGGGUGGAGCGUCCUCCAAUGCCUUCGCCUAGGCUAGGUAUGGGGCCACAAAAUAUUCUCGCACGCCCAUCAUAUCCUCCAGAGCCUCCUCGUCAAAGCGGAAUUGGUUCGCCGAUCAAUGGAUACACGAUGCCACAAUCGUCGAAUCAGAGAAUAUACAGCCAACCUGCACCGCCCCCACCCCCACCACCUCCGCCAUCACUUGUGCGACAAUCAUCCUCGUCACAAUCCCUAGUGCAAAUUGCGCAGCAGGCAGAGCAAGCUGGACGUCCUCACUCUAGACAAGCAAGCGUGGAAAUGGGGAACACAUCAAGAUUUGGUGGUCCCCUAGCCGUACCAAGCCCUACUCAGAGACCAAUCACUCCUGCUAGUGCGAUCCCGGCCAGAGAUGAGAAGAAGGAUGUAACUGGUGCAAGUGCAAGUCCGAGUUUGAGAAAUCUGUUGAGCUGA
Molecule: messenger RNA, 5310 nt
Organism: Exophiala bonariae
Lineage: Eukaryota; Fungi; Ascomycota; Eurotiomycetes; Chaetothyriales; Herpotrichiellaceae
Exons: 2
Coding region: 1-5310 (1769 amino acids)
Biological process (GO): histone catabolic process
Cellular component (GO): Lid2 complex
Molecular function (GO): ubiquitin-protein transferase activity; chromatin binding
Source: RefSeq, a predicted model, not a curated record